CCACUGCUUCUGCCAGCUCUGGGACAGUCUGCUUUAAAUUCAGCCCCCACAAACCCAGGGGGUGUGUGUGUACAGUGUCAUAAGGGCAGACCCCUAGUGUUGACCCUUACCCUCCUGUCUCAGAGCCCCUCUCCCACCCCUGGCCAGCAUGAUGUGGGUGGGGUUGAGUCUGCCUGGGCACACCUGUCCCCAACCCUGAGCCUGCAUGUAGAAGGUGCUCACCAAAGGCUUGCUGACCCCUCUCCCUCUGAGCACCUCCAUGCUGGCUCCUCCUUUUGCCCAGACCUGGACAGGUGGGGUGGGGUGUGGGCGGGGCACUGGUGGGUUAAAAGCCAGCAGCUGGGGGCUCUCAAUUGUUCUGUCCCUUUCGAAGCCCAGGCUGCUGCAGCAUGGCUACCACCAGUCCUGUAAGUCCACCACCCAUGUCUCCUGCAGCAGGGAGGGGACUCCCUGGCCCCCGCCUGCCCCAACUCCUUUCUUUGGUCAGACUGGAGAGGCUAAGGGUGAAGUCCUGAAGUGGAAGAAGGAGGAGAAAGAGGAAGAGGAAGAGGAGGCAGCACCAGCACCAGCAAAAGCGUCGAUGAGAAAGAAGGCUCUGAACUCUCCCACCAGUCUGCAGUCCCUCAGGCGGAGGGCCCGGGUCAGAGGCCCCAUGGAGGUCAAGGAGGAGUUGCACCAUCUGCAGAACAGGUGGGUUCUGUGGUUCUUCAAGAAUGACCGCGGCCGGGCCUGGCGUGACAACCUGCAGCAGAUCACCAAGUUUGACACAGUGGAGGACUUCUGGGCGCUAUACAGUCACAUCAAGCUGGCCAGUAAGCUCUCUGCAGGCUGUGACUACGCCCUGUUCAAGGACGGUAUCGAGCCCACGUGGGAAGACGCCAGGAAUAAGCGGGGGGGCCGCUGGCUGAUCAGCCUCGCCAAGGAGCGGCGCCACAUCGAUCUGGACCGCCUGUGGCUGGAGACCCUGUUGUGUCUCAUUGGGGAGAGCUUUGAGGAGUUCGGCCAGGAGGUGUGUGGGGCCGUUGUCAACAUCCGGUCCAAGAAAGACAAGAUUUCGGUGUGGACUCAAGAGGCAGAGAACCAGAAGGCUGUGCUCCACAUUGGGCGUGUCUACAAAGAGCGUCUGGGACUCUCGACAAAGACCAUCAUUGGGUACCAGACCCAUGCAGACACAGCUACCAAGAGCAACACCGUGGCCAAGAGCAAGCCCCUGGCCAAGAACAAGACCCCAGCUGAGGGCAACACCCUGGCUGAGGACAAGUUUGUGGUGCAAGAGGGCCUGGGCUCUGCUCCCCAUUCGGCACCCCUGAGCCCCUGACCACUGCAUAUGUAGGUGUCCCAGGCAGGCCAGGGGGUGAGGGCCUCGGGCCUGCUCCGAGCCUGGUCUGGAGUGAACAGGAAUGUUCUUUAACAUGCGUUGGGGCCCAGGCCUAGGUGCCGUUCUGUUGGGGGUGGGGUGUGCUCACACAUGUGUGUGUGUGUAUGUGUGUGUAUAUGUGUGUUUGGCGGGGGAUGCAGGCUGAGGACCCAGGGCAGUAGAAAGGUGGAGGGAACCCCUGGGUUUCCUUGUUCACCCAGGGGUGGGUGGGGUGGGUCACUGGGUGAAGGAGGGUUCAAAGACAAACAGGUAGAAAGAUGACAGGGCAAAGCCUAUGAUCCCGUACUUAUUCUGUGCCUACCUGGGGCGUGAGAAGGGGGCUAGCUCAGGAGCCUGAGGGCUAAACCCUCUAUUCUAGGGGAAGGGGGCUCAAGGCCACUGCCACUCUGAGAGCUGGAGUUCAGGGACAGGAGCAGGGGCCUCUCCUCUUGGUGAUCACUCUGCUGGAAAACCUUUGUGGAUUGCCUCUUGGACCCUACCUUCCUGGAGUAGGGCUGUGCCCCUCUCCCCACCCCCAAAUCCAGAGGCUAGAGGCUUAGAGGCAAAACAACAUCAUCUUACAGAGCAGGGAUAUGAGGGGAGCUGAGGAGGGAGACAGCACCUGUGGUCUCUCCCUCCUCUCAGCUGUGGCCCUGGCUGUCUGGGCUUCCUGGCCUCAGGGCGGGGCUUAAGGGUUUAAGUGGAGGUCAGUGGAUGAGGCCCUACCCAGGAGGGUAGAAAGCAGUUGGGCCUCAACUCGGUCCUGCUAGACGCAGAUUAACUUGAUGAAACUCGAACAAGACACUUACUCUUUCUGUUCUAAAUAAAUACUCUUUUGAACAAAA
Messenger RNA from Phyllostomus discolor (pale spear-nosed bat), 2202 nucleotides. RefSeq names its product eukaryotic translation initiation factor 4E family member 1B (gene EIF4E1B). Gene Ontology annotation, biological process: translational initiation. NCBI's taxonomy places the organism in Eukaryota, Metazoa, Chordata, Mammalia, Chiroptera, Phyllostomidae. Gene Ontology annotation, molecular function: RNA 7-methylguanosine cap binding; translation initiation factor activity. The record is from RefSeq and is a predicted model, not a curated record. The transcript is spliced from 6 exons. Gene Ontology annotation, cellular component: cytoplasm; eukaryotic translation initiation factor 4F complex. The coding region runs from base 260 to 1318 and encodes 352 amino acids.